Messenger RNA from Aureobasidium namibiae CBS 147.97, 2031 nucleotides. Its product is annotated as putative multicopper oxidase, type 1. The transcript is spliced from 3 exons. The record is from RefSeq and is a predicted model, not a curated record. The coding region runs from base 1 to 2031 and encodes 676 amino acids. Lineage: Eukaryota; Fungi; Ascomycota; Dothideomycetes; Dothideales; Saccotheciaceae. Gene Ontology annotation, molecular function: oxidoreductase activity; copper ion binding.
AUGACGAUGGAUGAGGAAGUUGCUCUUGGCGAUAGUCCUAGACAAUCCUCAGCCGGCAAUAGUCAAUGUAGGGCUCUGCUCGAUGAAGAGAAGUACGCGUUUCUCUUCCUGAUAUCGGUGAUAUUACUCGUACCAUUUGCGAUCAAUCUUACAUCUAAAGGACCAUCGUGGGAGAAAAUCUCACACAUCGACACGUCGCAGCCAGAUACGGCUUCAAAGGACCAAUCCGAACCCCCGAAUGUAACUCAGUCGACCAAGGGUGCGAGCUCUCCUAGAGAGGACGAGUACUUGCUUGAUCCCGCCUGGAACUAUGAAGCUGCCCCGACUAUCAGGCAGUACAAUUGGACUCUUAGAGAGACGGAAUCGAAUCCAGAUGGUGUAUGGAGGCCAAUGCUGCUCAUCAAUGAUCAGUUUCCUGGUCCCCUGAUUGAGGUCAACGAGCAUGACACUAUCAGAGUCACGGUCAACAACCAGAUGACCAAUUCGACUGCCAUGCACUGGCAUGGAAUAUACCAGAAUGGCACAAACUCCAUGGACGGAACUGUUGGUAUCACAGGUUGUCCUAUCGCUCCAGGACUCAGCUUCACCUACGAAUUCAAAGUGCGAGGUCAGAGUGGUACCUAUUGGUAUCAUGCGCAUCAGGGCAACCAGGCCUCAGACGGGCUAGUGGGGCCUUUGAUCAUCCACUCAAGAGAUGAGAAGCAAUUACAGCAACUUCAGUACGCUAGCGAUCGCAUAAUCAUGCUUUCCGACCAUUACCACGAUCUCUCAGGAAUCCUCGCUAGAAGAUACUUGGCUCCGGACAUGGAAAAUGCAGAGCCAGUACCCGAUGGGGCUUUGAUCAAUGGUCGCGCCAUUCGUAAUUGUGAUGAUCUGCCGCAUAGGAAAUGCGACAACACUACAAGCAAUGUCGGAUUUCCGGCCUUUGACCUCGAGCCAAAUCGGCAUCAUAGAUUACGCAUCAUCAACGUCGGUGCUUUUGCCGAGUUCCAGUUCCAAAUCGACGAGCAUGAGCUGGCGGUCACAGAAGUCGAUGGUACUGACGUACAACCGAUCAAUUACCAUCGUCUCAACAUCAACCCCGCGCAACGUUAUAGUGUGGUCGUACAUACAGACAAAAGGGAAAGAACCAAAUUUAGGAUGAGAGCUCGCAUGAUCACUCACUGUUUCGCCGAGCCGAAUCCGUUCAUGGUUGACUCCGUACAAGGCGUCAUACAAUACAGCAGCAACUCUGAAGCCAAGGCUGCCACCAAGCUUCCUGAUACAAUGGAUUGGAACGAAGCUAUUGGCCUCGAGUGUAAAGAUUUAAACACCACUGAGCUAGUGCCUGUCCAGGUUGUUGCAGCUCCUACAAAAGUUGAUGCCUUUUUCUACCUGAGAUCCAACUUCGAGAUAGGUGCAUACAGGCUCUCCAGAGGCAAGUUCAAUACGAGCAGCUGGCGUGCCGACGUCAAGAGUCCUACAUUGUUCCGUUCUAUCGAUGGCCUGCAAGCAAAGAACGCAUCCUUCGACGCGGAGCAAGACAAAGGACCUGUAUUUGUCAACAAUCGGGCAUUCGAUCAGUCUGCCCAGCUCACCAUCCAAUCAUCAGGCGUUCAGACUGUCGAUAUUCUGAUAUCUAAUUUCGAUGACGGUAAUCAUCCUUAUCACCUCCAUGGAUACAAGUUCUGGGUCCUUGCUCAAGGCCAUGGCUAUCCCUCUAGAAAAUCACUUGAUGGGCCCAUGGACCUAGACAACCUCUCGCCUCUUUACGAAUCACUGGAUCUGUCGAAUCCUCUUCGCCGCGAUACCGCUAGUGUCGAAGCAUUUGGUUGGGCCUUGAUACGAUUCGUAGCUGACAAUCCUGGUGCCUGGGCAUUUCACUGCCAUGUCUCGUGGCAUGCGGAAGCUGGUCUACUCAUGCAGUUCCUUACGCGGACUGAUCUUCUGAUCGAUAGCGAGAUAUCAGAGGCGCAUCGAGAACUUUGCAGAGCCGAUGGUCUAGAAAAAGGCACGGGUCCGAAGGAUGAGAUUUAUUUUGAUGAAGCUUGA